CCAAGGGGAAAAAAAGCCCCCCAAGGAAGGCCCGGCGCGGGAAAGCGGGGGGCUGGCGGAGACGGCCCGGCGUGCCACCGGCCCCCGCCACCCGCCCGCCGGCGUGGCACCGAGCCCGGAGGUGGGAUCAAGCCGAGCCCCGGCUAAUCCCCUCCCCGUGGCCUCGGGGCUUUAUAAUCCGCCCCCCCGCCCGGGGCCGGCCGCCGCGGCACUCAGCAUGGCCCAGCAGCGCCUGGUCCAGCUCUCCACGCAGCGCCCCACCAGCACCGUCUGCGUGCUGGGCACCGAGCUCUCCGUCGACGUCUGCGGGGCAGCGCCCAAAGAUGCCGCCUCGUUUCACGCCCAGGGCACGGCGGGCGUGAAGAUCUACGUGGUGCACGACACGCAGAGCGUGAAGCUGCCGUCGAGCGUGGCCCGCUGGCCCCUGGGUGCCGGCGUGGAGGUGCUGGUGGCCAUGGAGGCCCUCAGCAAGGACGUGGGCGACGAGAAGGUCCGCGUCUCCUAUUUCGGCGAGGACGGCGGGGUGCCCGUGGGCAGGGCGAUGCUCUAUCUCACCUGCGUGGACGUCUCCCUGGACGCCGACACCAGCCGCAGCGGGGCCGUGAACAAGACGCUGGCGGAGAAGCGCACCUGGACCUGGGGCCCCGAGGGCCACGGCCCCAUCCUGCUCGUGAACUGCGACCGCGACGAGCCCGCCGCCGGCACCGAUGCCGCCACGCGCUCCUACAAGGACCUGAAGGACAUGUCGCAGCUGGUGCUGCGCACCCGGGGGCCCCGCACCAUCUUCGCCGGCCACCGCCUCGUCCUGCACGUGAGCUUCAGCGACGCGGAUAAAGUCGGCGUUUUCUACGGCGGCAACACCCCCUCGCCGGAGGAGUACAAGCACGUGCUGGGGGGCGAGAAGCUCUCGUACGCCGUGAAGCCCAGCCGCUACCAGGAGGAGAGCGUCUUCUACGUGGAAGGGCUCUGCUUCCCGGACGCCGGCUUUGCCGGGCUGCUGGCCUUGCACGUCACCCUCCUGGACAGCCCCGAGAAGGGCCUGCUGGAGACGCCCGUCUUCACGGACACGGUGGUUUUCCGCGUGGCCCCUUGGAUCAUGACGCCCAACACGUUGGCGCCCGUUGAGGUCUACGUGUGCAGCGUGGCCGGCAACGAGGACUUCGUGGCUGCCGUGAGCGCCCUGGCCGAGCGAGCCGGCUGCCCCGUCACCGUCUGCCCGCUGGUGGAGAACCGCCACGACCGCUGGAUCCAGGACGAGAUCGAGUUCGGCUACGUGCAAGCGCCCCAUAAGACGUUCCCCGUGGUCUUCGACUCGCCCCGCGACCGGGGGCUCAAGGACUUCCCGGCCAAGAGCAUCCUGGGCCCCGAUUUCGGCUACGUGGCCCGGGCGGCGCGGGAAGGCGUCUCCAGCCUCGACUCCUUCGGGAACCUGGAGGUGAGCCCCCCCGUGACGGUGCGGGGCAAGGAGUUCCCGCUGGGGCGCAUCCUCGUCGGCAGCAGCUUCCCCAGGUUCGGCGGCCGGAGGAUGGCGAAAGCCGUCCGGGAUUUCCUGAUGGCCCAAGGGGUGCAAGCGCCCGUGGAGCUCUUCUCCGACUGGCUCGCCGUCGGCCACGUCGACGAGUUCCUCAGCUUCGUCCCCGCUCCCGAUCGGAAGGGUUUCCGGCUGCUCCUGGCCAGCCCCAGCGCCUGCUACCGCCUGCUCAAGGAGAAGCAGGACGAAGGCUACGGCGAGGCGGUGAUGUUCGAGGGGCUCAAGGAGGUCCCCAAGCCAACGGUCAACGAGCUCCUGGCCGACGAAGCCCUGCGCAAGUACAACGCCUUCGCCCAGAGCUGCAUCAGCUGGAACCGGGACGUCCUCAAGCGGGAGCUGGGCCUGGCCGAGAAGGACAUCGUGGACGUGCCGCAGCUCUUCAGAGGCGACGGCGACGCGGGCGCCCGGGCGUUUUUCCCCGGCGUGGUCAACAUGCUGGUGCUGGGCAGACACCUGGGCAUCCCCAAGCCCUUCGGGCCGGUCAUCCGCGGGCAGUGCUGCCUGGAGGAGAAGGUCCGCUCCUUGCUGGAGCCCCUGGGGCUCACCUGCACCUUCAUCAACGACUACUUCUCCUACCACGUGCUCGCCGGCGACGUCCACUGCGGCACCAACGUCCGCCGCAAGCCCUUCGCCUUCAAGUGGUGGCACGCGGUGCCCUGAGCCCGGCGGCGGUCCAGCGCCCGGCCGCCCCCCCCCCCCGCAUCCCCGCUCCAUCCUCCCCGCAUCCCGCCCCCCCCGCCCCGAGCGCGGGGAUUAAACACGAGCGUGAUGGAAAGCCAGCGCCGAGUGGGCUCGUGCGGCGCCGGGCUUCGUACCCACCGCCUCGAGGUCCCCCCCCAACCCAAAAAUACCGGGGGGGGGGCCGGGCGGUGAUUUGGGGAGGGCCCGCGGAGCCGCGUGCCGGCAGGCUGCUGCCCUCUAACGGCUACGGAGCCGCUCCUUCCUCCGGGAAACCCUCGGGACCGGCAAAAAAAAAAAAAGAAGAUUAAAAAAAAUUUAAGCUUAA
Messenger RNA from Dromaius novaehollandiae (emu), 2537 nucleotides. RefSeq names its product protein-arginine deiminase type-1-like. Gene Ontology annotation, cellular component: cytoplasm; nucleus. The record is from RefSeq and is a predicted model, not a curated record. Bases 218 to 2191 code for a protein of 657 amino acids. The transcript is spliced from 16 exons. Gene Ontology annotation, molecular function: calcium ion binding; protein-arginine deiminase activity. Lineage: Eukaryota; Metazoa; Chordata; Aves; Casuariiformes; Dromaiidae.